GCGCGCCUUUGAGGGCCCGCCUGUUGCCGGCUAUUCCUGGGCAGCGGCAGCAACAGCAACUACAACAGAACAGGGCUCGAGAUAGCAGAUCGAGCAGCUAUGACAAAAUCUCCCUGAACAGUCAGCAAAACGUCAACCAGAUCACUAUUAGUGGACCACGAGGGAUCAGGAACGGCACACCAAGCGUUCCAAUAGUUGAUUAAUCUCGGCGCCUGUGCCCUUCUGCAUCCACAAGUGAUUAGUGUGUCCCCGGUUUUUUGGUUUCGACAAGAUACUUGUGAAUGAAUGAAAUCAAUGUAUAGUGGAAUAGUAUCAUCAAAAUGUCAUAGCAGCCAAUAAAUACUACUUAGAUAUGGUAAAACGCGAACAUGGGUAAUAGCGGAAGCCACAAUUCAACUUUAGCAGAGCAACAACUACAUCAGUCAUGGGCGCAUUCAUUUCCGAGAGAUUUGCAACGAACUUCGCAAUUAAAGGUGCUUCCUGAUUUAGACGGUGGCGCUAGACUCAGGGUAACUAACAAUGGAAAUAUAUUACAUUCUGGUGGCACAAUCAGUGGCAGGAGAGAAGGAGGCACGAGUGUGCACAGAUCACGCAGCGUAUCAUCACAGCACCACCCUCAUGUGCCGUCAUAUCGUGAUCCUCUGCACCGUUCUCAGAAUCAUCUCAACCUGCAUGGAUCUGGUAGCUUUGCGGCUCAGGCCAAGCGAUUCGGUUCAGAGCCCGAUUUGCGCAUGAGUAAUAUUGUAGAAGAAUACAAUGCCGGGGCCAGGCAUCGAAUAUCCCGAGAAAAGAAAAAGAAAGGCAAAGCGCCGCCGCCUCCAACUCAAGAGUCAUCUCCGGAUUCAGAUAGGUUUGGACGGAAGGGCCAAAUCGAACCGGUCUCAGAUGCUCCAAGAAAACUACGAUUAUUCAAGACGCGUGCCGAGUCAAAGACAAAUAUUAAAAAAGAUUAUUUGCAAUACGAUAUUGGAAAACGAGAGUUGGACAGGGAAGACUUUAUUCCAGCUGAAGAAUAUGAUAAUUAUGAUCAAGACGCGUUUUCCCGGAAUGAUUUACGAAGAAAAAUCUCAAAUGAAGAACGACGUAAAGAAUUAAAUGAACGUAGAAGAUCUUCACAAGAAGAGCGAAUGAGGAUAUCACAAGAAGAUAGUAAAAAAUCUAUUCCAGAAAAUAGAAGACGAUCUUCGCAAGAAGAUUUUAGAAGAGCUAUAGUAGAAGAAAGAAAACAGUUUGAGGAAUUACGAAUUUUACCCAAAGAUGACGUUAAAAGAAUCGUUCCAGAUGAACGUAAACGAACUUCUAGAAUGGAUCUUAGGAGGAUACCUCGUGAUGAUCAUAAAAGGCGAGAAAGAGAAUCGCGCAGUCAAGAUAGAUUGACGAACGACUUUAUAAAAAGUGAGAGAGAAGAUAAAGUUUGGAAAAUGCCCGAAUUUGAGAUCGCUCGACCUGAAUUCAGACGUCAAAAGUCAUUUGAUCAUUCUCUUUACGGAGAAAAAUACAAUUCCAAAAAUGAUUUAAACUUUGAUUCUAAUGGCAAAUUCCGAAGCUCACUAGAAAGUAAUGCCAUUGUAAAAAAUAAUACAAAACAUAUCGAAGGAAUAACAGCGAAAAAAAAUAUUUCUAAUCUCAUCCCGAAUAAUAUAGCAAGCACGGAAUUUCAGAAAGAAUUAAAACUAGCAACGAAAUUGAGAUGUACAAAAGCUAAUGACGAACACAUAGUAGAAUCUGAUAAAGUAACCAAACAGUCGUCCGAUGCAAAAAAUAAAAGUAAAUUAAAGACAAUGGAUUUAGCGAAUAGAAAAAACAUUAAAGACCAAUAUAAAAAGACUAGUGAAUACUCAAGAGAAGAACAGAAAAAUAUUAAAAAUGCUGAAAUAAGGGGGCAGGCUUCGGGUAAGGAAUCAACACCAGGAAACUCACCAAGUAGAAUCGAACAGCAAAACAAUUGGGAGAGUUCGCCCAUAAUAAAAGCGAUACAAGAUCGCCCUCCCAAAACAUUUUACUUUGGUAUGGACGAACAAGACAAUAAUAAUUUAAGACCUGACGAUGUCGUAGAGCAAUUUGCAGCUAGUCUUAUGCAGAAAAAUCGUAUUCAUAGAAUUCCAGCAUCUUCAGAAUCGGCAUUAUCAAGUGAGGCUGAAGAUGACUUGCAGCUAAUGGAAGCAAAUACUCACGGUUUAGAUUUGCAAUUGCGACCGACUUUACCCAAAAAGCAGUUGGAGAUACCGCGGUUUAGUCCUGCGGCUGCUUGGAGGUUGCUGUCCAACAUUGAGGGUCAUGACGUAUCACCUUUAGCUACUGAAGAUGGCCCGAUAUUGGAAGACAGGAUCGAAAGAUUGCCUAGAAUAAAUCAAGCAGGUCCGCCCCACGACAAUAAAAGUGGUGACAGCGGAAUAUCUGGUGAUGCGGGACCAGUCGACAUAACGGAUUGUUCCAGAUCGCAGCACAUAUCAAAGAAUAUGAUGAGCACAGUUCGACCUGUGCUAUCGGCCUGGACCCCGCAGCAGGAUUUAGGAGAAGAAAGCAGUUCAGACGGCGGAUUAGACAGCCAGCAAUCUACUCCGACUAAAACACCAAUUGGAGUUUCUUCUAAGGCCCAUGUAUUUAGCCUAUCUUUGCCCAGGGAGAAUCACAUAGCAGCUUACACUGACAAGAACAAACAGCCCUACAAUAGUUUGCAAAAAAUUAAACGUUCCGUUUCUGGAGCAUUGAAUGGUGUAUUGUCGGCUCAGAGACCAGCCAGCGACAAUCCGAGCGGCGGGUCAGUUGGCAAUAACGGAUCUGCUAACUGGUACUUGAGUCGAUCGGCACCUACAAGUCUGGACAACGGUCAAAUGUCUCCGGCACAUUUGGACAAAUCUAGUGAAUCGCCAUCCGAUCAGGAUGAAGACAAUAAGCCUUUACCUCAGAGGCCGUUCAGUUACUUAUCUAAUCAUGUAAUGUACCUGCCAAUGCUACAAGCAUCAAAUAUUCAAGAGCAAAAAAGCAAACUACGAGCUUAUAAAUCUUUGGAGCCCGAUGUAGAUAUUUGGAACAGCAACAAUUUGGAUAAAAAUGAGAAUAUUUUAGGAUAUAAUAAAUUCCAGUACAAUAACGAAAAUAUCGAGACCAAAUAUAAUGAGAGAAAAAAUUUCAUAGAACAAGAAAUAAGAACUAGAAAUACAAACUACACAAAUGUGGAGCCCAAGAAAACAAGAACAAAAUCAAGAGAAGAACCAACAUAUACUCAUCAAAAGUUGAAUCAGAAUUUUUCAAAAUCGUGUAGUAAUUUAACAAACGAUUUGGAAGACCUUCAAGAUCCGCCAUCACAAAAUCAAAAAAGUGAAAAACCAAAAGGUAAAACUAAAAAAUUCACUUUCCAAAGCACAGUUCGACAAAUCGAAAGAAAAAGACUGGCAGAAAAAUUGUCAAGGGAAGCAGAGCAAAAAGAACAACAGCGCUUGGGCGAGCUCGAGGCUAUGAGAAGAGUUGAAGAAGAAUUUCAAAAGAAACGAGCGCGGGAAAAGGCUUCAAUCCGUCAGCAAUUAAGAAUGUACAAUUUGGGAGACAAAGAAUCAAAUAGUGUAUCAGCCACUUCUAGUCCAACGAGGGCAGAACCAGAUGGGGCAGUUUCUUCUCCAGCACCAUCACCACAAAACUCUUCAAGAGAACAUUUUUCAAAGACAUCACAAAUGUAUCAUAAUCAAUCUCAAAAUUCGAAAUACAUUGCUAACAAUCUCAAUACACAAUAUAAUGAUCGAAAGGAUAUUAAAUAUUCCAAAUACAAUGGCGAUUCUGAAAAGAGUUCCUUUAAAUAUGAAAAGGAAAACAAAGUCAAUAAUAAAUACGAUGAUCAUUCAAGACAUUACAAAAACAUUGACCAUGAUUCUGGUAAAGAAUAUGGGAGGAAAUACCGGGAAAAAACUGGAUAUGACCAUCAGUCACCUUACAUUUCAAAACUUGUUGAACAGAGAUCAAGCCAAAGGCGAGGAAGGGAAAGAAUGCCAACUACAGAGAUUCUUUCAGAAUUUCGUCAGCCUCGCAGAGAAUACUUAGAAUAUAGAAGUAGAGGGGAUUCACCAAGUACUCAGCAACUUAUUCACCCGCAAGUUGUUGGUAAUAUUCCAUCUUCUCGAAAUCCUCAGAUAUACCAUAAUGAUAUUCCUACAACCCCUUUAUCAGACAACUACCGCAAAGAAUUCGCUCGCGGUAGAUCAGUGGGCAGCUCUGACUCUGAACGAUCUAUGCCAUCAGUAACUGCAAGGCAACAGCAUAGAUCGAGGUCCGCAAGUCCAGAUAUUUCUAGAAACGAUGGCUCAUACACUAAUUCAGAUGGAGCAUCAACUGGAUGUAGGAAUGUAAAGAGCCGUAAUGCUGUAACCCGUCGAGUGAGUUGCAAUAGUAACCAAGAUAGAUAUAUGAAUGAUGAUAUAAUAGUGCCCAUGUUCAAAAAGAGGCCUAGUUUGCUUCUUUCUGGUAUCACAGAUUUUGGUCAAAGUCACACACUUCGUCCUUAA
This is a messenger RNA of Ctenocephalides felis (cat flea), 4496 nucleotides long. RefSeq lists its product as uncharacterized. The record is from RefSeq and is a predicted model, not a curated record. The transcript is spliced from 18 exons. Lineage: Eukaryota; Metazoa; Arthropoda; Insecta; Siphonaptera; Pulicidae. Bases 369 to 4496 code for a protein of 1375 amino acids.